Adineta steineri is the source of this 963-nucleotide messenger RNA. Lineage: Eukaryota; Metazoa; Rotifera; Eurotatoria; Adinetida; Adinetidae. The record is from the annotation of a GenBank genome assembly.
AUGUCAACAGAAAAAUCACCAAGUGGCGAACAAUCAACUGAAACUGAACGACAAGGUACUGCUGGUACUGUUGGUGAAUUAGUAACACAAAAUCAAACAGGAGGUACUGCUGGACAAACGUUACCAACAGCAACAUCAAGUUUAUUCAUUAUGAAUAGUCAAGAACAUGAUAUUAAAGAUAUAGUUGAUUUACCAUCUGUGAUACAAAAUAAAUUGAUUUCAUAUGAUAAAUUUCUAUCAUAUAUCUUAUCAACAUGUUCAUUUAUUAAAUAUGGUUAUGCAACUGAUUUUCUGUUAGAUUUUACAACUGAUAGAGAAUUCAAUAAACAUAAGUUAUGGUUUGCUAUUAAUCAUCGUGAUAAUCUUAAGUCAAUUAUUAUUGAUAAUAUUAAUCGAAAUUUAUUAGGACUUGGUACUGAUUAUACUAAUUAUGAAGAAGAAGUUAUUAUGAAACAUAAGUUCAAUUUUAAACUGGAUUCAUUCCAUUUAAUAUUGGUUUUCAAUUAUAAGAUGAUAAUAUCACUUGAUGCAAAAUUUAUUUUCAUAAGUUAUCGUGAUUGCUUUAGAAAAAGUAAUAUUAAACUUUAUAAUAACCAACUUGCAUCAUUAACCAUAACAAGUAAUAUGCGUGGUAUAUUUGAUAUUGAAAGUUUAGUAACUUAUGAACAUCAUUCAUUAAAAUAUUCAGCAUCAUAUAAUUAUUAUGCAACUGAAUUAUAUACUACAAGACCAGAAUCAAUAACAUAUAUUCCAGGUUAUUCAACUCCAAAACCAUAUAAUAAAUAUUUAAAACCAAUUGAAAUAUGUGUUAAUCCUGAAAGAUGUAGCUUAGUUGGUCUACAUCCACCUAGUGGUUUGCCUGUAGGUGUACAAAAAUCUACCAGUAUGGAUUUCUUACGUAGAUUACCAUCUCCAGGUACUCUUAAUGAUUCUACUAGAAGGGUAAUUUCACCAUUAGGCUAG